CCCUCCCAUUCUGCUGAUGGACAGAGCCACAUCAGUGACAGCUCUCUGUGUGCAAGUCUGGACUCUGGUACGUGUGUGUGUAGUGAUGCUUUAUGGCAUUGUUCUGUGCAGAAGCAAGCUGUGUGUGUGUUCAGUGAACGUUAUGGCCUCAACUCACCAAAGGGAUGCGUGGGAUUUAUUUUACAAUGCAUUGUUGUGAAUGAUAAUGACCCAACCGAAAGCCGGGGCAGGUGGGUAGUAAAAGCUCUGCUCAGUUAGAACGUGUCUCUAUUAUUGCGUUUUAUCCCUGGCGCUGUAGUCACACAAAAUAAUACAAAUGUUGUCCUUAUUCACUUUUAUUUAGCUAAUCUGAAUUGGAAAAGAUAGCUAAGAGUUGAGGCUUUACCAGACAUCAGGGGUCUCCAACAGGUAGCUAUGGGUUGAGGCUUUACCAGACAUCAGGGGUCUCCAACAGGUAGCUAAGGGUUGAGGCUUUACCAGACAUCAGGGGUCUCCAACAGGUAGCUAAGGGUUGAGGCUUUACCAGACAUCAGGGGUCUCCAACAGGUAGCUAAGGGUUGAGGCUUUACCAGACAUCAGGGUCUCCAACAGGUAGCUAAGGGUUGAGGCUUUACCAGACAUCAGGGGUCUCCAACAGGUAGCUAAGGGUUGAGGCUUUACCAGACAUCAGGGGUCUCCAACAUGGUAGCUAGGCUUGAGGCUUUACCAGACAUCAGGGUCUCCAACAGGUAGCUAAGGGUUGAGGCUUUACCAGACAUCAAGGGGUCUCUGACGGGUAGCUAAGGUUGAGGCGUUUACCAGACAUCAGGGUCCCAAAAGGGAGCUAAGGUUUUAGGCCCUUUCCACACAGGGGUCUCCAACAGGUAGCUAAGGGUUUUAGGCUUUACCAGACAUCGGGGGCUCCAAAAAGGUAGCUAAGGGUUUAGGUUUACCAACAUCAGGGGUCUCCAACAGGGAGCUAAGGGUAGGCUUUUUCCAACAUAGGGGUCUCCAAAGGUACUAAGGGUGGGUUUACCAGACUCAGGGGGCUCCAACAGGUGUAAGGGUUAGGCUUUUUCCCCACAUAGGGGUUCCAACAUGCUAAGGGGUUGAGGCUUUACCGAACAGGGGUCUCCAAAAGGUAGCAAGGGUUGAGCUUACCCGACAUCAGGGUCUCCAACAGGGAGAAAAGGGUUUAGGCCCUUUUCCAGACAUCAGGGGGCUCCAACAGGGAGCUAAGGUUGAGGCUUUUCCAACACAGGGGUCUCCAAAAGGGGGCUAAGGGUUGAGGCUUUACCAGAAUCAGGGGGCUCCAACAGGUAUAAGGGUUUAGCUUUACCAGACCAGGGGGCCAAAGGUGCAAGGUUGAGGCUUACCAGACUCGGGUCUCAAAAGGUAGCUAGGGUUGAGGGUUUAACCAGAAUCAGGGGUCUCCAACAGGGAGCAAGGUUGAGCUUUACCAAUAGGGGGCUCCCCCAGGGAGUAAGGGUUGGGCUUUUACCAGACAUCGGGGUCCCAACAGGUGCUAAGGGUUAGGGGUUUACCAACACAGGGGGCUCCAAAAGGUUAGUAAGGGGUUACUUUUCCCGACUCAGGGGUCUCCAAAGGGCUAAGGGGGGGCUUUAACCAGACAUCGGGGUUUUCCCAAAGGUGUAAGGGGGUUUAGGCUUUUCCCGACAUCAGGGGUCUCCAACAGGUAGCUAAGGGUUGAGGCUUUACCAGACAUCAGGGGUCUCCAACAGGUAGCUAAGGGUUGAGGCUUUACCAGACAUCAGGGGUCUCCAACAGGUAGCUAAGGGUUGAGGCUUUACCAGACAUCCCGGGGUCUCCAACAGGUAGCUAAGGGUUGAGGCUUUACCAGACAUCAGGGGUCUCCAACAGGUAGCUAAGGGUUGAGGCUUUACCAGACAUCAGGGGUCUCCAACAGGUAGCUAAGGGUUGAGGCUUUACCAGACAUCAGGGGUCUCCAACAGGUAGCUAAGGGUUGAGGCUUUACCAGACAUCAGGGGUCUCCAACAGGUAGCUAAGGGUUGAGGCUUUACCAGACAUCAGGGGUCUCCAACAGGUAGCUAAGGGUUGAGGCUUUACCAGACAUCAGGGUCUCCAACAGGUAGCUAAGGGUUGAGGCUUUACCAGACAUCAGGGGUCUCCAACAGGUAGCUAAGGGUUGAGGCUUUACCAGACAUCAGGGGUCUCCAACAGGUAGCUAAGGGUUGAGGCUUUACCAGACAUCAGGGGUCUCCAACGGGUCCAUCACCAUCUAACAGUAGCUACCAGCCCACCUAUCAGGAGCUCACCAAACUGUUCUGACAGUACAUGCAAUGUUCACGUGUUCCACCACAACAUCUCACAAGUAUCAGACACUGCAAGCUCCCAGCUACUGAAAAUUAGCUGGGGGCACAAAAUUGCAUUUCUUUAAUCUUCCCAAAGUUGCUAGAAACACUACUUUGCUACUGAUGGUGUUAGCUAUGUAGAUACUAAAGAUAACUGACGGGGAUUCAUUCAUUUAAAGUGCCAGAGACCUAUAACAUUUUGCUAGCUACUGAGUACACCCCAACCAAGCUAGAAUCACGAUGAUGUUCUCGCUGUCUAUUGGUUUCACCGCUCUGCCGCUCUGCUAACUCCGCCCACCUGCUUCUGGUUUCACGCUUUAGUCUCUAACCAUCCUCCUGUAGCCCAGCCCUGUCCUUUCUAACCAUCCUCCUGUACCCCAGCCCUGUCCUCUCUAACCAUCCUCCUGUACCCCAGCCCUGUCCUCUCUAACCAUCCUCCUGUACCCCAGCCCUGUCCUCUCUAACCAUCCUCCUGUACCCCAGCCCUGUCCUCUCUAACCAUCCUCCUGUACCCCAGCCCUGUCCUCUCUAACCAUCCUCCUGUACCCCAGCCCUGUCCUCUCUAACCAACCUCCUGUUCUCCAACCCUGUCCUCUCUAACCAUCCUCCUGUUCUCCAACCCUGUCCUCUCUAACCAUCCUCCUGUACCCCAGCCCUGUCCUCUCUAACCAUCCUCCUGUUCUCCAACCCUGUCCUUUCUAACCAUCCUCCUGUACCCCAACCCUGUCCUCUCUAACCAUCCUCCUGUUCUCCAACCCUGUCCUCUCUAACCAUCCUCCUGUACCCCAGCCCUGUCCUCUCUAACCAUCCUCCUGUACCCCAGCCCUGUCCUCUCUAACCAUCCUCCUGUACCCCAGCCCUGUCCUCUCUAACCAUCCUCCUGUUCUCCAACCCUUUCCUCUCUAACCAUCCUCCUGUACCCCAGCCCUGUCCUCUCUAACCAUCCUCCUGUUCUCCAACCCUGUCCUCUCUAACCAUCCUCCUGUACCCCAGCCCUGUCCUCUCUAACCAUCCUCCUGUUCUCCAACCCUGUCCUCUCUAACCAUCCUCCUGUUCUCCAACCCUGUCCUCUCUAACCAUCCUCCUGUACCCCAGCCCUGUCCUCUCUAACCAUCCUCCUGUUCUCCAACCCUGUCCUCUCUAACCAACCUCCUGUUCUCCAACCCUGUCCUCUCUAACCAUCCUCCUGUACCCCAGCCCUGUCCACUCUAACCAUCCUCCUGUUCUCCAACCCUGUCCUCUCUAACCAUCCUCCUGUACCCCAGCCCUGUCCUCUCUAACCAUCCUCCUGUUCUCCAACCCUGUCCUCUCUAACCAUCCUCCUGUUCUCCAACCCUGUCCUCUCUAACCAUCCUCCUGUACCCCAGCCCUGUCCUCUCUAACCAUCCUCCUGUUCUCCAACCCUGUCCUUUCUAACCAUCCUCCUGUACCCCAACCCUGUCCUCUCUAACCAUCCUCCUGUUCUCCAACCCUGUCCUCUCUAACCAUCCUCCUGUACCCCAGCCCUGUCCUCUCUAACCAUCCUCCUGUACCCCAGCCCUGUCCUCUCUAACCAUCCUCCUGUACCCCAGCCCUGUCCUCUCUAACCAUCCUCCUGUUCUCCAACCCUUUCCUCUCUAACCAUCCUCCUGUACCCCAGCCCUGUCCUCUCUAACCAUCCUCCUGUUCUCCAACCCUGUCCUCUCUAACCAUCCUCCUGUACCCCAGCCCUGUCCUCUCUAACCAUCCUCCUGUUCUCCAACCCUGUCCUCUCUAACCAUCCUCCUGUUCUCCAACCCUGUCCUCUCUAACCAUCCUCCUGUACCCCAGCCCUGUCCUCUCUAACCAUCCUCCUGUUCUCCAACCCUGUCCUCUCUAACCAACCUCCUGUUCUCCAACCCUGUCCUCUCUAACCAUCCUCCUGUACCCCAGCCCUGUCCACUCUAACCAUCCUCCUGUUCUCCAACCCUGUCCUCUCUAACCAUCCUCCUGUACCCCAUCCCUGUCCUCUCUAACCAUCCUCCUGUUCUCCAACCCUGUCCUCUCUAACCAUCCUCCUGUUCUCCAACCCUGUCCUCUCUAACCAUCCUCCUGUACCCCAGCCCUGUCCUCUCUAACCAUCCUCCUGUUCUCCAACCCUGUCCUCUCUAACCAACCUCCUGUUCUCCAACCCUGUCCUUUCUAACCAUCCUCCUGUACCCCAGCCCUGUCCUCUCUAACCAUCCUCCUGUUCUCCAACCCUGUCCUCUCUAACCAUCCUCCUGUACCCCAGCCCUGUCCUCUCUAACCAUCCUCCUGUUCUCCAGCCCUGUCCUCUCUAACCAUCCUCCUGUACCCCAGCCCUGUCCUCUCUAACCAUCCUCCUGUACCCCAGCCCCGUCCUCUCUAACCAUCCUCCUGUACCCCAGCCCUGUCCUCUCUAACCAACCUCCUGUUCUCCAACCCUGUCCUCUCUAACCAUCCUCCUGUUCUCCAACCCUGUCCUCUCUAACCAUCCUGUACCCCAGCCCUGUCCUCUCUAACCAUCCUCCUGUUCUCCAACCCUGUCCUCUCUAACCAUUCUCCUGUACCCCAGCCCUGUCCUCUCUAACCAACCUCCUGUAGCCCAGCCCUGUCCUCUCUAACCAUCCUCCUGUUCUCCAACCCUGUCCUCUCUAACCAUCCUCCUGUACCCCAGCCCUGUCCUCUCUAACCAUCCUCCUGUACCCCAGCCCUGUCCUCUCUAACCAACCUCCUGUUCUCCAACCCUGUCCUCUCUAACCAACCUCCUGUUCUCCAACCCUGUCCUCUCUAACCAUACUCCUGUACCCCAGCCCUGUCCUCUCUAACCAUCCUCCUGUUCUCCAACCCUGUCUUCUCUAACCAUCCUCCUGUUCUCCAACCCUGUCCUCUCUAACCAUCCUCCUGUACCCCAGCCCUGUCCUCUCUAACCAUCCUCCUGUUCUCCAACCCUGUCCUCUCUAACCAUCCUCCUGUUCUCCAACCCUGUCCUCUCUAACCAACCUCCUGUAGCCCAGCCCUGUCCUCUCUAACCAUCCUCCUGUUCUCCAACCCUGUCCUUUCUAACCAUCCUCCUGUACCCCAGCCCUGUCCUCUCUAACCAUCCUCCUGUACCCCAGCCCUGUCCUCUCUAACCAACCUCCUGUUCUCCAACCCUGUCCUCUCUAACCAUCCUCCUGUUCUCCAACCCUGUCCUCUCUAACCAUCCUCCUGUUCUCCAACCCUGUGUCUCUAACCAUCCUCCUGUUCUCCAACCCUGUCCUCUCUAACCAUCCUCCUGUUCUCCAACCCUGUCCUCUCUAACCAUCCUCCUGUUCUCCAACCCUGUCCUCUCUAACCAUCCUCCUGUAGCCCAGCCCUGUCCUCUCUAACCAUCCUCCUGUUCUCCAACCCUGUCCUCUCUAACCAUCCUCCUGUUCUCCAACCCUGUCCUCUUUAACCAUCCUCCUGUUCUCCAACCCUGUCCUUUCUAACCAUCCUCCUGUUUUCCAACCCUUUGUCUCUAACCAUCCUCCUGUACCCCAGCCCUGUCCUUUCUAACCAUCCUCCUGUUCUCCAACCCUGUCCUCUCUAACCAUCCUCCUGUUCUCCAACCCUGUCCUCUCUAACCAUCCUCCUGUUCUCCAACCCUGUGUCUCUAACCAUCCUCCUGUACCCCAGCCCUGUCCUCUCUAACCAUCCUCCUGUUCUCAACCCUGUCCUCUCUAACCAUCCUCCUGUUCUCCAACCCUGUCCUCUCUAACAUCCUCCUGUUCUCCAACCCUGUCCUCUCUAACCAUCCUCCUGUUCUCCAACCCUGUCCUCUCAAACCAUCCUCCUGUUUUCCAACCCUGUGUCUCUAACCAUCCUCCUGUUCUCCAACCCUGUGUCUCUAACCAUCCUCCUGUUCUCCAACCCUGUCCUCUCUAACCAUCCUCCUGUUCUCCAACCCUGUGUCUCUAACCAUCCUCCUGUUCUCCAACCCUGUGUCUCUAACCAUCCUCCUGUUCUCCAACCCUGUCCUCUCUAACCAUCCUCCUGUUCUCCAACCCUGUCCUCUCUAACCAUCCUCCUGUUCUCCAACCCUGUCCUCUCUAACCCUCCUCCUGUUCCUCAGCCCUGUGUCUCUAACCAUCCUCCUGUUCUCCAACCCUGUCCUCUCUAACCAUCCUCCUGUUCUCCAACCCUGUCCUCUCUAACCCUCCUCCUGUUCUCCAACCCUGUCCUCUCUAACCAUCCUCCUGUUCUCUAACCCUGUCCUCUCUAACCCUCCUCCUGUUCCUCAGCCCUGUGUCUCUAACCAUCCUCCUGUUCUCCAACCCUGUCCUCUCUAACCAUCCUCCUGUUUUCCAACCCUGUCCUCUCUAACCCUCCUCCUGUUCCUCAGCCCUGUGUGAUCUCAGUGGGCAGUUCAGUACAGCCAGCACCGAUGACGAGCUCUUCCUCCUGGCCUGUGACCAGCCCCAGCCUGGCCUCUCCUCCUCCAUGCAGCUUCUGCCCCCUCUACAGACCACAGCACCCUCUGGUGGUCCCUGGGGUUUUGGAGGUGUGCAGCCCAGCAGCCUCACACAUCUCUCUCUCCCUAGGAGCCUCACUGGUAAACAGGCUGACGACUGGAGUAGGUUGGCUCUUACCUGUCCUGUCCUGACUGGUUGGCUCUUACCUGUCCUGUCCUGUCCUGUCCUGUCCUGUCCUGUGGUGGUGGUGGAGUAGGUUGGCUCUUACCUGUCCUGUCCUGUCCUGUGGUGGUGGUGGAGUAGGUUGGCUCUUACCUGUCCUGUCCUGUCCUGUGGUGGUGGUGGAGUAGGUUGGCUCUUACCUGUCCUGUCCUGUCCUGUGGUGGUGGUGGAGUAGGUUGGCUCUUACCUGUCCUGUCCUGUCCUGUGGUGGUGGUGGAGUAGGUUGGCUCUUACCUGUCCUGUCCUGUCCUGUGGUGGUGGUGGAGUAGGUUGGCUCUUACCUGUCCUGUCCUGACUGGUUGGCUCUUACCUGUCCUGUCCUGUCCUGUCCUGUCCUGUGGUGGUGGUGGAGUAGGUUGGCUCUUACCUGUCCUGUCCUGUCCUGUCCUGUCCUGUCCUGUCCUGUGGUGGUGGUGGAGUAGGUUGGCUCUUACCUGUCCUGUCCUGUCCUGGCCUGACUGUGGUGGUGGUGGUGGAGUAGGUUGGCUCUUACCUGUCCUGUCCUGUCCUGUGGUGGUGGUGGAGUAGGUUGGCUCUUACCUGUCCUGUCCUGUCCUGUGGUGGUGGUGGAGUAGGUUGGCUCUUACCUGUCCUGUCCUGACUGGUUGGCUCUUACCUGUCCUGUCCUGUCCUGUCCUGUCCUGUGGUGGUGGUGGAGUAGGUUGGCUCUUACCUGUCCUGUCCUGUCCUGUCCUGUCCUGUCCUGUGGUGGUGGUGGAGUAGGUUGGCUCUUACCUGUCCUGUCCUGUGGUGGUGGUGGAGUAGGUUGGCUCUUACCUGUCCUGUCCUGUCCUGUCCUGUCUGUGGUGGUGGUGGAGUAGGUUGGCUCUUACCUGUCCUGUCCUGUCCUGUGGUGGUGGUGGAGUAGGUUGGCUCUUACCUGUCCUGUCCUGUCCUGUGGUGGUGGUGGAGUAGGUUGGCUCUUACCUGUCCUGUCCUGUCCUGUCCUGUCCUGUCCUGUGGUGGUGGUGGAGUAGGUUGGCUCUUACCUGUCCUGUCCUGUCCUGUGGUGGUGGAGUAGGUUGGCUCUUACCUGUCCUGUCCUGUCCUGUGGUGGUGGUGGAGUAGGUUGGCUCUUACCUGUCCUGUCCUGUCCUGUGGUGGUGGUGGAGUAGGUUGGCUCUUACCUGUCCUGUCCUGUCCUGUGGUGGUGGUGGAGUAGGUUGGCUCUUACCUGUCCUGUCCUGUGGUGGUGGUGGAGUAGGUUGGCUCUUACCUGUCCUGUCCUGUCCUGUGGUGGUGGUGGAGUAGGUUGGCUCUUACCUGUCCUGUCCUGUCCUGUGGUGGUGGUGGAGUAGGUUGGCUCUUACCUGUCCUGUCCUGUCCUGUGGUGGUGGUGGAGUAGGUUGGCUCUUACCUGUCCUGUCCUGUCGUGGUGGUGGAGUAGGUUGGCUCUUACCUGUCCUGUCCUGUCCUGUGGUGGUGGUGGAGUAGGUUGGCUCUUACCUGUCCUGUCCUGUCCUGUGGUGGUGGUGGAGUAGGUUGGCUCUUACCUGUCCUGUCCUGUCCUGUCCUGUGGUGGUGGUGGAGUAGGUUGGCUCUUACCUGUCCUGUCCUGUCCUGUGGUGGUGGUGGAGUAGGUUGGCUCUUACCUGUCCUGUCCUGUCCUGUGGUGGUGGUGGAGUAGGUUGGCUCUUACCUGUCCUGUCCUGACUGUGGUGGUGGUGGAGUAGGUUGGCUCUUACCUGUCCUGUCCUGUCCUCUACUGAUGGAGAGUUAUUUUUACUGACACUGAUGUUUUGGACUUUUUCAGUCAAAACAACAAAUCAUACUGGUCUGGGCCAGUCAGCUGACUGUUCUUCAUACAGCCUCCAGUUGACUGUUCUUCAUACAGCCUCCAGUUGACUGUUCUUCAUACAGCCUCCAGUUGACUGUUCUUCAUACAGCCUCCAGUUGACUGUUCUUCAUACAGCCUCCAGUUGACUGUUCUUCAUACAGCCUCCAGUUGACUGUUCUUCAUACAGCCUCCAGUUGACUGUUCUUCAUACAGCCUCCAGUUGACUGUUCUUCAUACAGCCUCCAGUUGACUGUUCUUCAUACAGCCUCCAGUUGACUGUUCUUCAUACAGCCUCCACGUGACUGUUCUUCAUACAGCCUCCAGUUGACUGUUCUUCAUCCAGCUUCCAGUUGACUGUUCUUCAUACAGCCUCCAGUUGACUGUUCUUCAUACAGCCUCCAGUUGACUGUUCUUCAUCCAGCCUCCAGUUGACUGUUCUUCAUACAGCCUCCAGUUGACUGUUCUUCAUAUAGCCUCCAGUUGACUGUUAUCCCAGUGGAUGUUGUUCAUACAGCCUCCAGUUGACUGUUGUUCAUACAGCCUCCAGUUGACUGUUCUUCAUACAGCCUCCAGUUGACUGUUCUUCAUACAGCCUCCAGUUGACUGUUCUUCAUACAGCCUCCAGUUGACUGUUCUUCAUACAGCCUCCAGUUGACUGUUCUUCAUACAGCCUCCAGUUGACUGUUCUUCAUACAGCCUCCAGUUGACUGUUCUUCAUACAGCCUCCAGUUGACUGUUCUUCAUACAGCCUCCAGUUGACUGUUCUUCAUACAGCCUCCAGUUGACUGUUCUUCAUACAGCCUCCAGUUGACUGUUCUUCAUACAGCCUCCAGUUGACUGUUCUUCAUACAGCCUCCAGUUGACUGUUCUUCAUACAGCCUCCAGUUGACUGUUCUUCAUACAGCCUCCAGUUGACUGUUCUUCAUACAGCCUCCAGUUGACUGUUAUUCAUACAGCCUCCAGUUGACUGUUCUUCAUACAGCCUCCAGUUGACUGUUCUUCAUACAGCCUCCAGUUGACUGUUCUUCAUACAGCCUCCAGUUGACUGUACACAAAAGAAAAUGUAUGCACGCAUGACUGUAAGUCGCUUUGGAUAAAAGCGUCUGCUAAAUGGCAUAUUAUUAUUAUUAUUAUUAAUAAGUCAUUUGGGACCCGUCUUUGCUUAAGUAUGCAGCAGCCCCUCAUUGCUGGCUCAAUGACGCACAUUUUUUAAUUAACUUUAGGAAAUAUUCUAAAAGCAGUUUUUGCGCUGCCACUCCAUAAGCGUGGGGAUAGUAGCGAUCUGGAUAAUGAUCUACCCUUUUCCAGGCUCCUUUGUCUUGCGAAAAUACACUGUAUAUACAGCAGUAUGUGGACACCCCUUCAAAUGAGUGGAUUCGCCUAUUUCAGCCACACCCGUUGCUGACAGGUUUAUAAAACUGAGCACACCGCCAUGCAAUCUCCAUAGACAAACAUUGACAGUAGAAUGGCCUUACUGAAGAGCUCAGUGACUUUCAACGUGGCACCGUCAUAGGAUGCCACCUUUCCAACAAGUCAGUUCGUCAAAUUUCUGCCCUGCUAGAGCUGCCUCGGUCAACUGUAAGUGCUGUUAUUGUGAAGUGGAAACGUCUAGGAGCAACAACGGCUCAACCGCAAAGUGGUAGGCCACACAAGCUCACAGAACGGGACUGCCGAGUGCUGAAGUGCCUGUCCUCGGUUCCAACACUCACUACCGAGUUCCAAACUUUAGCACAAGAACUGUUCGUCGGGAGCUUCGUGAAAUGGGUUUCCAUGGCCGAGCAGCCGCAUACAAGCCCAUACAAGAUCACCAUGCGCAAUGCCAAGCGUCGGCUGCAGUGGUGUAAAGCUCGCCGCUAUUGGAAUCUGGAACAGUGGAAAUGCGUUCUCUGGAGUGAUGAAUCACGCUUCACCAUCUCGCAGUCCGACGCACAAAUCUGGGUUUGGUGGAUGCUAGGAGAACGCUACUUGCUGGAAUGUAUAGUGCCAACUGUAAAGUUUGGUGGAGGAGGAAUAAUGGUCUGGGGCUGUUUUUCAUGGUUCUGGCUAGGCCCCUUAGUUCCAGUGAAGGGAAAUCCUAACGCUACAGCAUACAAUGACAUUCUAGACGAUUCUGUGCAUCCAACUUUGUGGCAACAGUUUGGGGAAGGCCCUGUUUUAGCAUGACAAUGCCCCUGUGCACAAAGCGAGGUCCAUACAGAAAUGGUUUGUCGAGAUCGGUGUGGAAGAACUUGACUUGCCUGCACAGAGCCCUGACCUCAACCCCAUCGAACACCUUUGGGAUGAAUUGGAACACCGACUGCAAGCCAGGCCUAAUCGCCCAACAUCAGUGCCCGACCUCACUAAUGCUCUUGUGGCUGAAUGAAAGCAAGUCCCUGCAGAAAUGUUCCAACAUCUAGUGGAAAGCCUUCCCAGAAGAGUGGAGGCUGUUAUAGCAGCAAAGGGGGGACCAACUCCAUAUUAAUGGCAAUGAUAUCAAGGCAGUAAAAAUAGUCAUUCAGAAAGAACGAAUCGUUCGCCAACUGCACUCCCCCCUGGAUGGCUCUUACCUCUCCUGUCCUGUCCUCCCCCUGGAUGGCUCUUACCUCUCCUGUCUUGUCCUCCCCCUGGAUGGCUCUUACCUCUUCUGUCCUGUCCUCCCCCUGGGUGGCUCUUACCUCUCCUGUCCUGUCCUCCCCCUGGAUGGCUCUUACCUCUCCUGUCCUCACCUCCCCCUGGAUAACUCUUACCUCUUCUCCAGUCCUCCCCCUGUUCUCCUAUCAAACCUGUCUUACUGGGGGUUUGAGCUGUUCCUACCUGAUGUGUGGUGUUUCUCUGAUCUCAGUCUCCCUGUUGUCUUCUGACUCAUUUGAUUUCAACUGAUUUCCCCUCUCUCUCUCAGGUUUCUCUCAGGUCCUGAACUGUCUCUGUCCUCUGUGUGAAUGGUGUUUCAGACCAGCCAGUUUUUCUAUUGACAUGAGUCAAUACCAAUGAAUAGUUCUGUGAUGACCUGGCUACAUGCAGCUUCUAACCCUUUGUCUGUCUCUGUGCUGUGUUCCAGAUGGGGCCCUGCAGCAGGGGGCCGGGGUGGGGGUCGGGGCACGGCAGAGGGACAAGGAGGAGGACAGGGAGACUGGGGACAUGGCCUUUCUGAAGGACCUCCUGAGCCCUGGACCAAUGGAAGCAGACGAGUUCAGUGGAGAGUGGCAAGGCACCUUGGGCUGCUUGGAGUCCUCUGACCCUGUCCCCCCCACCCCUACUGGAGAAGCCUGCCCCCCCUCUCAGCCCCCCAGUCCCACCGGCUUCCUGCCCUCCCAGCUGCUGGACCACAGUCUGAGUUCUACAGGUCAGUCAGUCAGCACCAUCUCCUGGUCUGACCUCUAGUGGCUAGGUGAUCUUACUGCAUGUCUGACCUCUAGUGGCUAGGUGAUCUUACUGCAUGUCUGACCUCUAGUGGCUAGAUGAUGUUACUGCAUGUCUGACCUCUAGUGGCUAGGUGAUCUUACUGCAUGUCUGACCUCUAGUGGCUAGAUGAUCUUACUGCAUGUCUGACCUCUAGUGGCAUCUAGGUGAUCUUACUGCAUGUCUGACCUCUAGUGGCUAGGUGAUCUUACUGCAUGUCUGACCUCUAGUGGCUAGGUGAUCUUACUGCAUGUCUGACCUCUAGUGGCUAGAUGAUCUUACUGCAUGUCUGACCUCUAGUGGCUAGGUGAUCUUACUGCAUGUCUGACCUCUAGUGGCUAGGUGAUCUUACUGCGUGUCUGACCUCUAGUGGCUAGGUGAUCUUACUGCAUGUCUGACCUCUAGUGGCUAGGUGAUCUUACUGCAUGUCUGACCUCUAGUGGCUAGGUGAUCUUACUGCAUGUCUGACCUCUAGUGGCUAGGUGAUCUUACUGCAUGUCUGACCUCUAGUGGCUAGGUGAUCUUACUGCAUGUCUGACCUCUAGUGGCUAGGUGAUCUUACUGCAUGUCUGUCCUCUAGUGGCAUCUAGAAAGGGACAGUUUGUCUGCCCUCUAGUGGCUAGGUGAGGGACAGUUUGUCUGCAGUUCCAGUAAAUUGUUAUCAGCAUGUUGUGUUCAGUCUGUCUCCUCUCCCUUCGCUCUAUCCUCCUCAUCCUCUGUCCUUCUGUCACUCAGGCUGGGCGACUCCUCCCAUGUUCCAGGCUCCGCCCCUACAGCCCCCAGCGUCUGGCCAGGCCCAAUCAGCUAAGUGUGGCCCAAAGACAACAGCCAAU
Messenger RNA from Coregonus sp. 'balchen', 12937 nucleotides. The record is from the annotation of a GenBank genome assembly. Lineage: Eukaryota; Metazoa; Chordata; Actinopteri; Salmoniformes; Salmonidae.